Messenger RNA from Hippocampus comes (tiger tail seahorse), 5365 nucleotides. It is a transcript of the gene synj1, whose product is annotated as synaptojanin 1. Gene Ontology annotation, molecular function: nucleic acid binding; SH3 domain binding; phosphatidylinositol-4,5-bisphosphate 5-phosphatase activity. The record is from RefSeq and is a predicted model, not a curated record. The transcript has 24 exons. The coding region runs from base 427 to 4992 and encodes 1521 amino acids. Gene Ontology annotation, biological process: phosphatidylinositol dephosphorylation; synaptic vesicle endocytosis. Lineage: Eukaryota; Metazoa; Chordata; Actinopteri; Syngnathiformes; Syngnathidae.
CGUGUUUAGGGUAUUAAAAUAUCAAUUUAUUUGGCGUAUAUCAAGCGAUAUUAGUAUUUGAGGGAAAUAUUUUGAUAUUUUUAUGACAUUUGUUGCAUUUUGCUAAACCGCGCCAAGAUAGGAGAAGGCGUCGACUGGCGUUGGAAUGUACCAUUCUGUCAACGCCGGGGAAGAUUUUUUUUUUUUGUGUUGUGACAGCGGAGUCGAAACCCGGCGGUGAGAGUCGAUAAAGCGAAGGCGACCAGGAAAAGCUUCGCUUUGCUCUAUCUGUUGUUUUUGUUCGUUUAUUUAUUUAUCCUUUACGUUGACGCCUAUGGAACUGGCGUCGUCGAGGCUACCUUAAGCGUUUGCUCCGAAUGUCCACUGCGUGAGCAGACAGGUUGCUUGUUGAGUCCCAGUUGUAGGUCAUUGCAUCUGGCAUCAACGAUGGCCUUCAGCAAAGGUUAUCGCAUCUACCACAAGCUGGACCCGCCCCCUUACAGCGUCAUCGUGGAGACGCGCGCCCGGGAAGAAUGCCUCAUGUUUGAAUCGGGGGCCGUCGCCGUCCUCUCGGCGGCCGAGAAGGAGGCCAUAAAAAACACGUAUUCCAAGAUUGUGGACGCCUACGGGAUCUUGGGUGUCCUCCGCCUCAACUUGGGCGACUCCAUGCUCCACAGCCUGGUGGUGGUGACGGGCUGCAGCUCGGUGGGCAAAGUGCAGGAGUCGGAGGUGUUCCGCGUGACUCAGACGGACUUUGUGUCCCUGAAGAACGACCCCGGCGAUGAGGAGCGCAUCGGCGAGGUGCGCAAGGUGCUCAACUCGGGUCACUUCUACUUUGCCUGGUCCGCCUCGGGCGUCAGCAUGGACCUCAGCCUCAACGCGCGCCGACGCAUCCUGGAGGACACCACGGACAACCGCUUCUUCUGGAACCAGUCCCUGCACCUGCACCUGAAGCACUACGGCGUCAACUGCGACGACUGGCUGCUGCGCCUGAUGUGCGGCGGCGUGGAGAUCCGCACCAUCUACGCCGGACACAAGCAGGCCAAGGCGUGCAUCUUCUCGCGCCUCAGCUCGGAGCGGGCCGGCACGCGCUUCAACGUGCGCGGCACCAACGACGACGGGCAGGUGGCCAACUUUGUGGAGACGGAGCAGGCCAUCUUCCUGGACGACAGAGUGUCGUCUUUCAUCCAGAUCCGCGGCUCCAUCCCGCUGUUUUGGGAGCAGCCGGGCAUCCAGGUCGGCUCACACCGCGUCAAACUCUCCCGAGGAUUUGAAGCCAAUGCGCCGGCCUUCGAAAGACACUUCACUGCCCUGAAGAGGUUGUACGGCAAACAAGUGAUCAUCAAUCUGCUCGGCAGUAAGGAAGGAGAACACAUGCUCAGCAAAGCCUUUCAAAGUCACUUGAAAGCGUCGGAGCACGCCGCGUCCGUCAAGAUGGUCAACUUCGACUACCACCAGAACGUGCGCGGCGGAAAGGCGGACAAGCUGCACAGCGUGCUCAAGCCGCAGCUGGGCAAGUUUGUGGAGGAGUGCGGCUUCUUCUACUACUCGGGAGAGAUGGGCAUCGCCAGGAGCCAGGGUGGCACCAUCAGGACAAACUGCCUGGACUGUUUGGACAGAACUAACAGCGUCCAAGCCUUCUUUGCCCUGGAGAUGCUGGCCAAGCAGCUGGAGGAAAUGGGCCUGACGGAGAAACCUCAGCUGGUGGCCCGCUUCCAGGAGGUGUUCAGGACCAUGUGGUCGGCCAACGGCGACUCGGUCAGCAAGAUCUACGCGGGCACCGGUGCCCUGGACGGCAAGGCCAAGGUGGUGCACCCGCACGGGGCUCACGCCGAUGUCUUGAAAGAGCGCCGCCGUGCCGUGUGCAUUCUCGCGUGCUCUCUCUUAACUCUCGCGUUUGUUGAUGAUUCCCCCCCGUCAUUUUCUUUGAUUUCAUCUUUGAAUAUGCACAGUAGAAUCGAAGAGCCAGUCCAGGAAGUGUAUCCCCAAUGCUUGCGUGCACACACUCAUUUGGGCAACCCCACUUUUUGUGCAGCCUCCCCCAGGGUGCUGCUGGGCAUGUGCCAGAACCACCGCAAGUACACGCGGCCCAAGCAGAUCCGAGUGUGCGUGGGCACGUGGAACGUCAACGGCGGCAAGCAGUUCCGCAGCAUCGCCUUCCGCAACCAGACGCUCAACGACUGGCUGCUGGACGCCCCCAAGAUCGCCGGGCACCCCGAGUUCCAAGACAGCAAAGCCAACCCCGUUGAUAUUUUUGCCAUCGGCUUUGAGGAAAUGGUGGAGCUGAACGCCGGAAACAUCGUCAGCGCCAGCACCACCAACCAGAAGCUGUGGGCCGCCGAGCUGCAGAAGAACAUCUCGCGGGACCACAAGUACGUGCUGCUGGCGUCGGAGCAGCUGGUGGGCGUGUGCUUGUUCGUCUUCAUCCGCCCGCAGCACGCGCCCUUCAUUAGGGACGUGGCGGUGGACACGGUGAAAACGGGCAUGGGCGGCGCCACGGGCAACAAAGGGGGCGUGGCCAUCCGCCUGCUCUUCCACACCACCAGCAUCUGCUUCGUGUGCUCGCAUUUCGCUGCGGGACAGUCGCAGGUCAAGGAGAGGAACGACGACUACAACGAGAUCACGCGCAGGCUCAGCUUCCCCAUGGGUCGCCUUCUCUACUCUCACGACUACGUUUUCUGGUGCGGCGACUUCAACUACCGCAUCAACCUGCCCAACGAGGAGGUGAAGGAGCUGAUCAGGCAGCAGAACUGGGACGCGUUGACGGCCGGCGACCAGCUCUUUGACCAGAAGAAUGCCGGAAUGGUCUUCCGGGGAUUCAUUGAGGGCAAGCUGGACUUUGCGCCCACGUACAAGUACGACCUUUUCUCCGAAGACUACGACACCAGCGAGAAGUGCCGCACGCCCGCCUGGACCGAUCGAAUCCUCUGGAAGCGCAGGAAGUGGAACUUUAACAAAACAGCUGAGGAGAUGAACGUGGUGGGCGCGGUGUCGACGUCAGCCGAGUACGAGGAUGACGCGGAUUACCCCUGGAGCCCCGGGACCCUCAAGUAUUAUGGCAGGGCCGAGCUCAAGACCUCAGACCACAGGCCGGUGGUGGCUGUCAUGGACGUGGACAUCCUGGAGGUGGACCCGGAGGCCCGGCACCAGGUCUACAAGGACGUCAUCGCGCUGCAAGGCCCCCCCGACGGCACGGUCCUGGUCUCCCUGUGCUCGUCGGGACCUGACGACUACUUUGACGACGCGCUCAUCGACGAGCUUCUCGACAAGUUUGCCAACUUUGGCGAGGUCAUCCUCAUCAGAUUUGUUGAGGAGAAGAUGUGGGUGACGUUCCUGGAGGGUUACUCUGCUCUGGCUGCUUUGUCCCUCAGCGCGUCGACUGUUCUGGGCAAGGUGUUGGACAUCCGCCUGAAGAGUCCCGGCUGGAUCAAAAGCCUGGAGGAGGAGAUGAGCGUGGAGCGCAUCUGCGGCAGCAUCCCCACCUCGGCCAGCUCCACCCUGCUGGCCGAGGACGCCGACAUGGGCGACGACGACGACUACGACAUGGAGGGCGACGUGGACGAGGAGGUGGAGGCCGUCCUUCCGCAGCACCUGCAGCCUUGCGCCGGCUCGGCGCCGGGCUGGUCGCCGCAGCCUUCGCCGCGGGCCAGCCCCUGCGCCUCCCCCACCCACGGAGAGGCGCCGCCGCCGCCGCCCGGCAGGCCCGGACGCGCCGCUCAACCGGCCCGGCCAACUCAAGGUAAGCUUUCUCGUGUUGUACGGUGGCGCCUUGACGCGCGAGUGAGACAAAUCACAGGGUUUCUCAAAACAUGCGGCAUCAAUCUUCCCCCUCGAGCAGGCGUGAUCAGCGUGCCUCCGCAGGCUCGUCCCUCUCCUCCGCUCCACCCCGGAGCUCCCCGCCCCGCCCCCGACGUGCACCCGGGGGCCCCUCGACCCAACGCCGACGCCCACCCCGGGGCCCCUCGACCAGUACCCGCUGCCGCGGCUAAAGCGGCUGAUCUUUCUCUAGGGCCCGCGCUCCCGACGGUGCCCCCUGCCGUGAGGCCGUCGGUCCCGGCGCCCAUGCAACCACAACCCGCCGGCCCGGCCCAGCCGCAGCUGCCUCCCCCCAUGCUGCCGACACCUGCCGCCGCCCCCGCGCAGACGCUGGCCUCCCCGAAGCCGCCGCCCCGUUCCCGCUCGCAUCACGCCCUGCCGUCAGAUGCCGCCAAGGGCGACUCGGCCACGCAGACGAACGGACUGAACGGCGUCCAAUCCAAGCCCAAGGCCCCGGACGCCCUCGACUUCCUGCCUUCGCAGCAGAGCUCCCGAUCCCUGACCCGCGGCUCCUCCCUGAGGAGUCCGCCCUCCGUCCCCGCCUCGUUGUCGUCCUCGAUGUCCGCCGCCCUUCUUCUCCCGCCGCCGCCGCCGCCCGCAAUGCCUCGCAGUCGCUCGCAGGAGACCCUGCGCACCUCCCCGAACCCUUUAUCCGCAGAGCCGCUCCCCGCCCGGCCCUGCAGCACCAACCCGUUUACGGGCCGGCGCGACUGGGCGCCUCUCGUCCCCACCGUCCCCGCCGCGGUUGGCCCGCAACGCCUGUCCCGGGGCGCGUCCCUGAUCACACCCUCGUCGGUCAUGCAGACCGUCCCGCCGCCCCGCCGCCAGCCCCCGAAUUGGGUUACUUUCAACGACGACUUCCCGCUUCCGGCCGUACCCGCCGCCAAGCCCCCCGGCUCCGCCGCCGUCGCCGAACCGGACUGGUUAACGAAAGCCGUUGCCCCCUCGGGCCCUCCUCCUGAGUUUAACCUCUUCCCCGAGCCGGACUGGUUAACCCCCGCCCCGGCUUUCCACGCGCACCGGGCUAAAACUCUGCCCCCCAACACGACCCUCUUCCCCGAACCGGAUUGGUUAAGCGCCAUGCCGACCCUUCCUCCUCCGCCUGUCCCAUCGCGCUCUGGGGCCGCUGCCCCCAAACACCCUGACGGAUCUGGUCCCGGCUGCCUCCUCUUUGCCAGAGAGCCAACUGAACGCUGAUCUCAAGACAUCUAUCUGUGGAUCCAUGACGUAUACAUAUGUACACAGUAUAUUUGUCUGUUCGUGUGAGAGUAUUUAAGACGAGCUAAAACGUGUGCGCUCUCAUCUUCCACUUUAGUCCCUCGAUUUUAAAAAAAACAAACAGAUCUAUAUAUUAUGAGCCGUGGCGCCUGUGCAAUAUCAACGUCAGUUUCUGUGCUUCCCAACAUUUCCAGUAAUGCCUUGAUGUAAGAGUUGCAACUCAUCUUUCCUCAUUGAAAUGAAUGCUCAAGUUCCAGCACCUCAAAAAAAUGUCCUAUUUUUUCACAAGGAAUAUUGUCUUUACUGUGUAUACACAGUAGUAACGUUCGCUCCCCACAAAUCCUGAAAAAAA